Molecule: messenger RNA, 1716 nt
Organism: Magnusiomyces paraingens
Lineage: Eukaryota; Fungi; Ascomycota; Dipodascomycetes; Dipodascales; Dipodascaceae
Exons: 2
Coding region: 1-1716 (571 amino acids)
Biological process (GO): coenzyme A biosynthetic process
Cellular component (GO): cytosol; nucleus
Molecular function (GO): pantothenate kinase activity; ATP binding
Source: RefSeq, a predicted model, not a curated record
AUGUCUACUCUCGAUUUACAAGCCACGCAGGACUUGACUGAUUCAGCCUUUGCAAAGUCCCAACAUACUGAUGGUAAGCCAACUUCUACAAACACCAUCAACCAGGCUACGGAACGAAUCACCAACAAUCAUAGCCGCCAUCCUUCAGCAUCAGUAAUCUGCUCUAGACCUUCAACUGCUGUAUCGUCGCUGGCUUCAACCCCUCAAACUUUUUAUCAUGGAGCAGAUCACCACAUUAGUAUUAAUGAUAUUCCGGGGAUUGCGGCUUUCGAUACGACUUUUCCGCGACCCAGCGCUAUUCGAAUCAAUGUUGAAGGUGCAUUCAUUGUUGACGAAGACGAGUCUAACGGUCGCCAAACUCCUCCCGGCACCAGAGAUAUUGCUCUUCCCCAUCAUAAUUCCGAGGUUUCGCAUAUAGCGGUUGAUAUUGGUGGUUCUCUUGCCAAAAUUGUUUACUUCACAAAAGAUGACCAAGGUAAAGGAGGCCGUCUUAACUUCACCAAGUUUGAGACUGAAAAAAUUGACGAGUACAUGGAUUUUAUUCAGGGUCUAUGUUCUUCCGAUGACUCGUCCUCGUCUUCUAAAAAACCUCUUCACAUCAUGGCCACAGGUGGUGGCUCUUACAAAUUUUAUGAUCUUAUGCGCUCUCGUCUUGGAGUUGAAGUCACUCGAGAAGAUGAAAUGGAAUGCUUGAUUGCUGGUUUGGAUUUUUUUAUUACCGAAAUCCCCGAGGAAGUUUUUUGCUACAGCGAACAAGAUCCUAUGAGAUUUGCCGAGGCUCGACCAAAUAUUUACCCAUAUUUACUUGUCAAUAUUGGCUCAGGUGUAAGUAUGAUUAAAGUUACAGGCCCUCAGACGUUUACCCGUAUAGGAGGUUCAUCUCUUGGUGGUGGUACUCUUUGGGGUCUUUUGUCGCUUCUUACAAAUGCCAAAUCCUAUGACGACAUGCUUGAGAUGGCAGCUCAGGGUGAUAAUGCUAGGGUUGAUAUGCUCGUUGGUGACAUUUAUGGAACUGAUUAUCCUCGAAUUGGUCUCAAGGCAACUACUAUUGCAAGCAGUUUUGGAAAAGUCUUUAAAGAAGUCCAAACAGCCCGCAAGGAGCACGAACACAACAAACAACAACAGAAAUCGGCGACAGCUAGCACAGCAAGCAGUCCCCAGAGCGCACAACAAUGUAAUUGUGCUUCGUCAAACACUCAAAAGGCCGCAGCCACUGAGAGUACAAGCAGCACAGUAUACGACAAUGAUGAGUACGAUGAUGAAGGCUAUGACAGCGAGGGUACCCAGGAAGAAAAGUUUGCCCGAUUCCGAGGUGAAGACAUAAGUCGAAGUUUGUUGUAUGCAAUCUCGAAUAACAUUGGACAAAUUGCAUAUCUUCAAGCACGGAAUCAUGGCUUGGAGCACAUUUAUUUCGGUGGUUCCUACAUUUGUGGCCAUCCAAUCACUAUGCACACACUAUCGUAUGCCAUCAACUUUUGGUCUCAAGGUGAAAAGACUGCAUACUUUUUGAGACAUGAAGGAUACUUGGGUGCCGUUGGUGCGUUCCUCAAAAGACAACCAUCAGGAUGGGGCCGUAAAAACUCCAAUUCACAAAGCUUUGAGGACCUCAAGGGGCUGGCGCUUAAACUCAAGAAAACAAAGCUGGCGGCUGGAUCACCAGCAAAUAGUUCUAAUCAGACCUCCCCCCUUACACCAUCAUCUGCAGUUCUCAGUUAA